AUGUUUCCCCAGGUAGGGGCACGUUUGCUAGAAUUCCACAGGAAGUGGACCGUAGUCACGCAGGAUCAGUGGGUAAUAGAAACCCUAAGGGAAGGGUUAAAAUUGGAAUUAAUGAUUCAACCCGAUGUAAAUAUCAAGGAAACAUGUGUACCAAGAUAUGGUAUUCACGAAUCAGUUAUUUUAGCAGAAAUAAACAUGUUGUCAGGAAAAAAUGUUAUAGAACCUGUGCCUGCAGGGCAAGAAAACGAAGGGUUUUACACCACCAUUUUUGUGGUGCCAAAGAAACAAGGAGGGCUUCGGACAAUUCUAAAUCUAAAACCUCUAAAUCAGUUAAUAGUGCCUCGACAUUUCAAAAUGGAAACAUUGUGUUCUAUAAUGAAAGCAAUGAAAAAAGGGGACUUUGCAAUCUCACUGGAUUUGACCGAUGCCUAUUUCCACAUUCCAAUUCACACAGAUUUCCAGAAAUUUCUAAGAUUCAGAUUUCUAGGCCAGAGUUACCAGUUUCGAGCAAGGCCAUUUGGACUUCGUUCUGCUCCAAGGGUCUUCACAAAGAUAAUGGCAGUUCUAGCGGCACACUUAAGAAAAAUGGUAAUCCAAAUAUUCAUGUACCUAGACGAUUGGUUGAUGAUCAAUCCAGACAAGAGAACUCUUCUUCAACAGAGAGACUAUGUAUUACAUCUAGUUCAGGAGCUGGGAUUAUUAGUGAAUUGGGAAAAGUCGUCCCUAGUGCCAUCCCAACAUAUAGAGUACCUGGGAGCACAUUUCAAUCUGGUAGAGGGCAUUGCGACACCAACAGAGGCCAGGUUUCAGAGUAUUUCAGACGUAGUGCAGACUUUAUCAAUAAGUCAACACACUCAAGCAGUAGUUAUACUCAAACUGUUAGGACAGAUGGCUUCAUGCAUUUAUCUGGUUCCGAUGGGAAGGUUACACAUGCGUCCCAUACAGUUAUACCUGUUGGCAAUGUGGAGACCAAAGAUUCACCCUCUUACUCAUGUGAUAGUGAUCCGGCCAAUCCUAAUUCAGCAUCUUCAGUGGUGGAUGAAUCGGGAAAACUUUUUCAAAGGAAUGCCUUUACAGGAUCCGCCAAUUCAACUGACAUUGAUUACAGAUGCCUCAGAACAGGGUUGGGGAGCACACCUGGAGAACUGGGAGACGUCAGGGGUCUGGCCGCAGCAAUAUCAACAGAAGCAUAUAAAUUGGCUGGAGCUAAAGGCAGUGCAGUUGGCUCUUCAAGAAGCUCUGUUUUUGAUAAAGGGAAAAGUGAUCCUUAUACGGUCAGACAACACAACAGUGAUAAGCUAUAUCAACAAACAAGGGGGGUCACACUCACCAGAACUGUGUUAUCUAACUUGGGAGUUGUUCCAGUGGUGCAUGGAGAACAAAAUUACAAUACGAGCUGUUCACAUUCCAGGGAAGAAGAAUUUUCUUGCAGAUGCACUUUCCCGGGGGAAAAAAGUUCGAAUGACAGAAUGGUCACUCAACAAAACUGUUGUAAAUUUAUUGUUCCAACAAUUAGGAACUCCAUGUAUAGACUUGUUUGAAACUGCGCAAAACAAGAAGUUGCCAGUCUAUUGCUCCCCGUUUCCGGACAUCAAUGCUUUUCAAGUAGAUGCCUUAGCAAUGGACUGGGAAGGGAUUUAUGCUUAUGCAUUCCCACCACCUAUUCUUGUGCCCAAAGUCUUACAGAGGAUACGGGAAGAGCAAAGUGUUGUACUUCUCAUUGCUCCAAUGUGGCCCAGACAGUCGUGCAUGGAAACUGUCAAAUUGCAACACAAGUCAAGAGGAUUUUCUGAAGAAAUUGCAGAAAUUAUGGCAAAUGCCAGAAAGACAUCUACACAAACAGUUUAUGAUGCAAGACUCAGAAUAUAUAACAGUUGGUGUAAAGAACAGGGUGUUAAUCCCAUUACAACAUCUAUACCCGAGUUAGCACAAUUUUUUAUGUAUCUCUUCAAUGUGAGAAAGUGUAAACCACAGACUAUAGCUGGAUACAAGUCAGCAAUAGCAAUAGUUCAUCAGAAUGGGAGCAGUAUUGGUACAAGUACAGAACUUUCUUCAUUGUUGAAAGGUUUAUUUAAUAAACACCCAUCUGUACGUCAGUUGACACCGAACUGGAAUUUACCACUGGUUUUGUUAACUCUCACAAAACAUCCAUUUGAACCACUAGAGUCAGCAGAUCUAAAGUUUUUGACUCUUAAAACUGUUUUUCUGGUAGCCAUAGCUUCAGCUUCGAGAGUGAGCGAGAUUCAUAGCCUCACUUUAGAUGAUGGUCACUUUAGAAUAGAGAGGAAAGGAAUAAAAAUGUUACCAAAUAUGGAAUUCCUGGCAAAGACUCAAACCAUAAAUAGACCAUGGGACCCUAUUUAUAUUCCUGCAUUUGAUUCAUUCGCCACAGAUUCAGAGGAUUUAAAAUUGUGUCCUCGUCGUGCAUUGAAGAUUUAUAUCAAUAGAACGAAAACUAUUCGGAAGUCGAAUAGGUUAUUUGUGACAUAUCAACAGAAUAACCACAAGGAAGCAUCAAAAGACACGAUUGCAAGAUGGAUAGUUAGCAUGGUUCGUUUUGCUUAUGAUAAUGCAGAAACAGCAACAUUGAAUCUAGUUAGAGCACAUGACACUAGACGUUUGUCAACUUCCUGGGCUUUGUUCUGUGGUGUAUCUGCAGAGGAGAUUUUACGGGCAGCACACUGGGCAUCUGAAUCUACUUUUACAUCAUUUUAUCUUAAAGAUGUUCCAGAUCAUCAGUCCAUUUUUGCCAAGGCAGCAAUUUUGGACUAA
Molecule: messenger RNA, 2772 nt
Organism: Saccostrea cuccullata (small rock oyster)
Lineage: Eukaryota; Metazoa; Mollusca; Bivalvia; Ostreida; Ostreidae
Exons: 2
Coding region: 1-2772 (923 amino acids)
Biological process (GO): DNA integration; DNA recombination
Molecular function (GO): DNA binding
Source: RefSeq, a predicted model, not a curated record